AUGCCAGAGUUUAUGAGUGUCUGGCUACAGCUUCUUCUAGUCGACUUCCGCCGGAUCAAGCGAUCGCGCGCUACAAACUUUGGUCGAUUUCCGAACCGCGCCGAUAUUCUAUUGUUGGCAUUGGCUGAGAGCCUUGAGACUAGGAUAGUCGUGUUAAGUGGCCCCAUUGACCUGGACUCGUACUUUUUCAGGCUCGGCUUCUACUUUACUGUCGAGAAGACGGGUAAAGAACAGCACCCUAGCAAAGCUAAUACGAGAUGGAAAGUGGCAGAUUCGCCCCUUUGUCAAGCGGCGGAAAACGGCCACUUGGAAGCGGUAAAGCUCUUGGUGCGUCAGGGCGAGUCUCUGGCAAUUAACCAGUAUCAUCGCCGCCCGGGCAGACGACUCGAAGAUGGUGCGGGUUUUACUACGCCGUCCUCAAGUUGA
This is a messenger RNA of Penicillium angulare, 426 nucleotides long. RefSeq lists its product as uncharacterized. The record is from RefSeq and is a predicted model, not a curated record. The transcript is spliced from 2 exons. Bases 1 to 426 code for a protein of 141 amino acids. Gene Ontology annotation, molecular function: protein binding. Lineage: Eukaryota; Fungi; Ascomycota; Eurotiomycetes; Eurotiales; Aspergillaceae.